AAAAAAGGUUCAAUACCGAGAACAUUAUACCGACAACAUGUCCUCGGUAUAGACAUUUCAUAUGCGCGGGACAUUUUCGCGGUUCUGAAUAGGUUUAGUUGCUAUACCGAGGACCUAUACCGAGAACAUGUUCUCGGUAUAGGGUUUAUAAAUAUCACACUCAGCCGCGAAGCCCCUUCUCCUUCCUCUCUGGUUUCUCUGGGUUUUCUCCGAAACCUCCGCCUCCCUCCGCCGAUUAUAGUCGUUUUCCUCCAUAAAAGCUCGGUUUUAAGCCCCAAAAUUGCCAAGGGUGAAGGAAUUUCUGUGUAUUUGUUGAAGGUUGGGUAUUCGGUUUUUGUUGGAUUAUAGGGAUUGCUAGCAAGAUAUUGAAGGCAUUGUGCUACAUUCAUACAAUGUCGAUCGACAAGAGUUGGAUUAAUUUGACAGAUCGAUUAUCCGAUGAGUAUGAGGCUGGUGUGAUGGAUUUUCUCCAGAGAGCCCGGCAGUGCGUUGACUCAAGGGGAUUGGUGAAAUGUCCGUGUAGGAGGUGUGUCAACGUUGAAUUUCAGACAAUUGAUGUAUUAGAAAAUCAUCUUUUUGUAAAUGGUUUUCUACGGAAAUAUACCAAUUGGCAUUGGCAUGGAGAGGAUGAAAUAAUACCAAUGAGAGCUCGGAUAGAUCAAAAUGAUGAAGAUGAGAUGAUGGAUGUUCUCACUGAUCUUAUGCAAAAUGACAAUGACGAACAAGCGGAGAAUGAGCGCGGUCAAGAGAUACCUACAACUGACUACAGGAGUGGGCAACAUUAUAACGAUUUGUUUGCUGAGAUCGAGGCUCCAUUAUUCCCCGGGUGUCAAAAUUACACUUCAUUGAAUUUCCUAGUGAAGUUAAUGCAUUUCAAAGUGUUGGGAAAAAUUCCCAACAAAAUAUUUGAUGGAAUGCUGGAGUUGUUACAUGAUGCAUUUCCAGCCCCAAAUAAGCUUCCAAAAUCGCUCAAAUUUCUCAAGAGAGCUCGGAUUACUUGUUCGACAGUACACAGAUCCGGACUGUCCUCAAUGGUCAAAAGUACCAAAUGCCUCGAAAGAAAGAAUACUUGCACAUUUGGAAGAUGAUUUGUUUGAUAUUGGGCGUACUAGAUAUGGAGAAGGGCAUAUGCCUGGGAUCUUGAGAGGCAUUGAUACUUCGUGUGCUAAAAAGUAUUCUGACUGGAAGUACGAUAUUAAAGAGCACUUAACGAUUAAUGGGCCACAAAAUCGUUAUGGUGGUUGCACGGAUACGCAGUGGCAAAAAGCAAUUGAUUUUUUCCGUCGCCCAGAAAUUACGAAACGUUCUGUGGUCAACAAGGAAAAUAGAAAGAAAUUGAAAGAGCUUAGCUAUGGAGGUUCUCAGUCAAUCCCAGCCUUACGCUAUAAAAAGCGCAAUUUAGAGACUGGGCAACUUGAGUCCAUCCCGGAUAGCUGGAUGGAUACUCACCAUAAAUCAGGCACAGGGUGGGUGACAGAGACAGCAAAAAAUACUUGGGAGGAAUUGCGUGCAUACCGCGACACACAGCAGACACAGGCAACUGAUACUGAGAGUUCCACACCAGUUUCGAGUGCGCCUGAAGAUGAAGACAUAUCUUUGGUACAAAAUGUCUUCGGAAAACGACGGGGCCACCAGAAAGGAUAUGGACGUAUCCUUAACAUAAGGGACCGAACUCCAUUUGAUUUUCGUCCUUCACAAACUAGAGAUGAAGAGUUGUCUGAGAUGAGAGAGCGUCUUCGACAGUUAGAGGAGCAUGUCCGGACUCAUUGUAUCACCCCGGGAUCUCAAUCUGCCCCACCACCACCACCCGAUGAUCCUGAUGUUGGAGCACCGACUCAGUAGGACUUAUGUAUGAAUUUUAUUACAAUUGACUAUUACAUUAUCAUGUUUAAGACAAGUCUUUAUUUUAAUUCAACGAAUACACUCUUAUGUUUUUUUUUAUAUCUUUAAUAUAAGUGUUUUAAUUUUA
Humulus lupulus (European hop) is the source of this 1969-nucleotide messenger RNA. RefSeq lists its product as uncharacterized. Bases 910 to 1842 code for a protein of 310 amino acids. The transcript is spliced from 7 exons. The record is from RefSeq and is a predicted model, not a curated record. NCBI's taxonomy places the organism in Eukaryota, Viridiplantae, Streptophyta, Magnoliopsida, Rosales, Cannabaceae.